CAGCGGAGGAGCAUCUAGAGUUUAUGGCCCCAAGCUAACGAGGUUGCAGAGCAAAGAGGGAUUUCACGACUCAGUUUCAUAUUUUUAAGAGCAUGACAAUAUUUCCUGGAAAUAUCUCUUGAAAGAAUUUCAGUUUUUAUAAAAAUUACAUUAGUAUUGCACCAAUGCGAAGAACUUUUCAUUUGGAUAUAGUGGAGCGCAACCCGACUACAACGGAAGCGGCGGAGGCAGGUACAGGCUAGGCCAUUCUCGUUCCUUAGACACCCAAUCAAGCUGCAAAUAUGAUGAAGAAAUUGUUCUCUGGCGGGGGCAAUGACAAAAGUAGCUGGGUUGGAAAAUCGUUGCAUGUUGGCAGACACCAAUGUGUGAUUGAGGAGAUCAUUGCAGAAGGAGGCUUUGCAUUGGUCUUUCUUGUUAAAACUUCUGUUGGCCAAAGAUAUGCUCUGAAAAGAGUUUCGGUAAAUGAGAUGAAGAACCUUGAGAUGUGUCAACGGGAGAUUGAAGUUUUGAAAAUAAUAUCUGGUCACAAAAACACAAUUGGUUAUGUAGACUCCACUGUCAAUGUUCUUUCUCCUGGAAUUUAUGAAGUCUUAAUUCUUAUGGAAUAUUGCAAAGCUGGCCAUGUGGUUCAGUUGAUGAACGAGUGCUUGCAGACAGGUUUCACCGAGAAAAUGGUGCUGAAAAUAUUUUGUGACGUAUGUGAGGCAGUUGCAUAUCUGCAUGGUAAUAAUCCACCUAUUAUCCACAGGGAUCUUAAAGUUGAAAAUGUUUUGCGAAAACAAGCAGGACAUUUUGUUUUGUGUGAUUAUGGGAGUACACACUUUGGCUUCAUAGAUCCAAAGGUUGAUGGAAUUCCAAAUGUGGAAGAGGAAAUUUCGAGUUAUACAACGCUUGCUUACAGGGCGCCUGAAAUGGUCGAUUUGUACAGUGGCAACAGAAUAACCGUGAAAGCGGACAUCUGGGCCCUGGGAUGUUUGCUAUACAAACUCUGCUUUUUCACAACUCCUUUUGGGGAAAGCACCUUAGCCAUACAGAGUGGCAAUUUCACGUUUCCAGAGACCACAAGAUUUUCUGAAAAGAUGUACACCCUUAUCAAAAUGAUGCUGCAUGUUGAUCAAAACAAAAGAGCUGAUAUUUACCAUGUCGCAAACUUUGCCUUUGAAAUGACCGGAAAACCGUGUCCCGUUCGAUGCCCUGAGGGAAAGGAGGUGUCAAUCAGAAAUCAACAAAGAGCAGCCAAGUUACCAACGCCUCCUGCAGAAAAGCAGGACAGUAAUGACGGCAAACUAGUUAAAAGGGCGCCACGUGAAGCUCAACAACCAACAUCAGUCGCAGCCAGCAACGUGCUACAGCAACAUCAACCAAGGCCUGCGCAGCCUGUCUCUACCUCUCUGGCGCCAAGGCAGAGACCGAAAGGCGUUACGAAAUUCUCAUCUGCCAAUGAUACUGCGAAUCCGACUCCAUUUAAGAGCGAACAUAGUGAGGUUCUUAUUCAGCAGCAGCAGCAGCAGCAACAAAGCUCUAGAAAUAACCAGCAUCACCCAUAUGACACGCAUGAAAAGCAUCGUCAUCAAGAACAGCAACAUCAACAGCAACAGCAACAGCAACAGCAACAGCAACAGCAACAGCAACAGCAACACAGAAAUUUUACACCACAACAGCUACAACAUCAACAGCAAUCCAGUAAUCAGAAUGCUGCGAGACAAAUGUUGCCACAGCAGCAUCAUGUCAAACAGCAUGCACAACAUCCCCCACCACACCCACAGCAACUUCAACAACAGCAACAAGUUUUUGAUCAACAGAAGCAAAUGUUUGAGCAACAAAGGCAGGCUUUUCAACAACAACAGCAACGCCAGGCUUUCGAAUUACAGCAACAGCAACAAGCCUAUGAACAGUUUCAGAGGCAACAUCAACAACAACAGCAACAAAUGCAUCUUCAGCAAAUGCAAGAGAGGCAGAGGAUGACAGAAUAUAAACAAUUGUUAGAACAGAAACAACAGCAACAACAACAGCAGCUAGAGCGCCAACGAUAUUUGGCGGAACAGCAAAGACGGCAGCAAGAGUUGCAAAUACAGCUUGGUGCGCAACAGCAACAGCAGCCCCAACUAAAUGUCAAUUUUGAUCGAGUAGACCGGGGGCUUGAUUUCAAUUCCGAUCCUAACAAGUUCAGAAAUUAUCAACAAACACCUAAUGUUCCUCAGUCAGCCCCAAAGAACCCUUUUGAUGAUAAUUUUUCUUCAGGUAAUGCCCCUCCGGAGACCGAUCCCAUUAAGCAGCCGAGUUUAAAUCCUUUUGAUUCGGUUUUUACCGACGUCAGUUUUCCAGUCACUGAAACGAAACCUAAAGAACGGAGUUCGAGUUUUAAAAGCCAUUUUCGUUCACGUAGUGACACAUUUUCUGAUUUGGCGAAAAGAGUGGAAGCCGGUGAUAAGGAAAAUGAUUCAGAGAACUUUUUAUCCGUUAGGGAAACAAUCAGUCCGCACAAAUCGUCCCCGGACGUGAGGCUAGGAGAGGACAAUACGGAAAGUUACCCAGCAAAAUCAAAUGGUGCAGAAACAGACGCGAGAAACCGAGGUACUGGAAACAACAAAACCGAGGAUGGCAUUGUGAAGCUGCCAGAAAACUCACAGGCCUUUCUGCAAAAGUGUGCUAGUUUCCCCGAUUCAAAAACUGCUGAGAAAAUGCUCAUAGACCUCGAGAAACCCUUAAUUUUGAGAUCAGACAAGCGAAACGAUAUCGCAAUUCGUGCUACCAAUAGUGAGCCUUUGUUUUCGACACAAGAUGGCAAUGGAAAAGUCGAGACAGGUAGAAUGGAAGAAGAUGACCCAAAGGAAGAAAAACCGACACUGGACGAAGCUGAUGAAUUUCCAUUGAUUUCCCCUAGUUCAUCGGUACCGGACAGACAAUAUGUUUACACUAGGACGUCUUCAUGCAGCAGCGAUGAGGCCUCAGACAAGUCAAAGGACGAAUCGAGUGAAAACGACACCGACGAAUCAAAGGAAGAAUCAGACUAUGCCAAGAUUCGGUCGCCUUCGUUGUCCUCGCUUGAGGAGACAGUUGAUCAUUUUGAGUUGGAACCGACAGGGAAUGAACGCUCAUUGUCAAAGAAUGCUGCCGAAGAUGUGUUUGGAUCGGCACCGUUUACGAUUGGCGUCUCAAAAAAAUUAGCAAAUAAACCUGCUAGCGCCUCUGUUGAAUUCUCUGCUUCAAAAUCGUCGAAUCACGAAAAGGCCCCUGAGAUUUCCAGUUCGUCAUCUGGGACGAGGUCUGCUACCGGUUCAUUUCAUCCGGAUCCAUUUAAUGUUGCGAGUAAGGGCCGGUCCCCUGAUUACAAGAAGGAAUUGACGGUUGAAGAGAGUACUCUUAGUAGAAGUCCGACCUCGGAAGACCCCUUUGGACAUGCACCUUUUAUUAAAAUAGUCAAACAUAAGCGGCCGCUGUCUAGCCAAGAGUUAGCCGAGAAAAAUAAAGGACGCUCGAACCCGAGAAUUCAUAAUCGCAGACGGAUGCUGCCUAAAACUCCACUGAACGAAUGAUGUCGUGCUCUGUAGUCAAAUGUAAUUGGAAUCGCUAGACUUUUUCACGAAUUGGAUUUUCCUUCUAAGGGUUAGAAAUUCAUCUUUAAAUUUUUGCACCUCUGAUGAUUUAUUUACAUACUUCAUCAAUUGAUAGUUCUCCGGACCCAAAAUGUUCCGGACCCGGAUAAAUAAAUCGUAUAUUUUGAUAUUACCGUUCAAUAUUACCCUAUUACAAACGAUGGAUUCCCUCUUUUCCACUAUGUCCAGUAUCUUAUCUUUAUAUCUCCGAUAUCUAUCUCAAUAAUUUCAUGUCCUUAUAACCUGUUCUGCAGUCAAAGAAAGUAUUCAGUAAAACAUUUUUUUCAAUUGAUCCAAUGAUGCUGGGAGAACCAAUUAUGGAAUAAAUUGUCCUUUUGUUUGUAUCAAUGAUCCUUUUUCCUUUAAAUGAAUUGUUACAUGAUGAAAAAGUGAAGAAGUCAGAUUUAUUUGCACGCCGAAUAUAGGUGACUGAGCGUUUCUGCCCGGCCGAUGUCUUAAAAUAUAGAUUUAACAAGUGUGUUGGUUCUUGCAGCGCCGUAACUGCCUGUCCAAACACUACGUCACAUCUUAGCACUAGACAUAUCAGAAUUACGCUGUCCCGUCUCUUUUCAACUCUUAGCUGCUGCGCUGUGUGUACACAGGGUCUGAAUAUAAUUUUUUUACCCAAGCAGUUAAUCUUCUAUCAUGAAAUGAUAAAGUUAAUUCUUGUGUAAACUAUACUCGCUGUUCAUUCACAGGGCAGCUCACGAAUGGUGUGCAAUCUUUAGAGUUAGGGCUUUAAUAGAGUUGAAUGACGUUUUGAUGGGUUUAGUAAACAUGUACCCUCUUCUAAUAUGAGACAUUUUUUUGGAAUAUUACCCUACAAGAUAUAACUUGCGAUAGAUCUUUUUGCCUGCUAAUUUUUUAUUUCUGAUGAGAGAUUAUGCCCGAAUCAUUUUGUCUUAAAAUUCGUGGCUAUUCAUUUAUUUAGCCGUCGUUUUCUUAUACACCCAAAGAAUUAUUGCCGCACGACAAACUGCGAAUAGGCUUUUGUAAUUUGCCAGAGUUAUGAUUUGUUAUGGACCUUUAAUUUAAAUUUGUUUGAAUUGCAGGAACGUCCCCCAAAAUUCUCCAAAUCUCUUCUCUAUCUUAAAAAAUCACGUCACAUCACAAAUUUUUUUAGCGAUCUGAAAGUUGACUGGCUAUAGAAUUAUUUUUAUAGCUUGAUCAUAAGUUGUUGGUUUAAAGUUCAAAGUGACACUAUAGUUAUUGUUCUGGAACAUUUAGGUCACGAGAGUACAUGUUUACAACCAUCUGUAUUGAUUUAACCCCUUCAUGGUCAGUAGAUAUUAUAAUCAAACAUGGUAUUAGAAGCAAUGAGCCAACUGCCCAAAAAGCAACUUUUAAGGCAGAAUUGUAAUGCAUCAACGAUAAUAUUUUUAUGAAACCUUGAUGUAUUUUUACUAUGAUCGCAGUCAUGGUAAAUUGGGCCUAAUCAAUUAAUUUAUUGAAUGAUUAUUUGACAGGUUACUA
Rhopilema esculentum is the source of this 5069-nucleotide messenger RNA. RefSeq lists its product as uncharacterized. Gene Ontology annotation, biological process: protein phosphorylation; regulation of clathrin-dependent endocytosis; positive regulation of Notch signaling pathway. Gene Ontology annotation, molecular function: ATP binding; protein serine/threonine kinase activity; AP-2 adaptor complex binding. The record is from RefSeq and is a predicted model, not a curated record. Gene Ontology annotation, cellular component: cytoplasm. Lineage: Eukaryota; Metazoa; Cnidaria; Scyphozoa; Rhizostomeae; Rhizostomatidae.